Molecule: messenger RNA, 156 nt
Organism: Octodon degus (degu)
Lineage: Eukaryota; Metazoa; Chordata; Mammalia; Rodentia; Octodontidae
Product: mitochondrial import receptor subunit TOM5 homolog
Exons: 2
Coding region: 1-156 (51 amino acids)
Cellular component (GO): mitochondrial outer membrane translocase complex
Source: RefSeq, a predicted model, not a curated record
AUGUUUUGGACAGAGAGCCUCACGCCACAGCUGGACCCUGAAGAGAUGAAACAGAAGAUGCACAAGGCUGUGAUUUCCUCCAUGCAGAACUUCCUUAUCUACAUAGCACUGCUGCAAGUCACUCCAUUUGUCUUGAAGAAAUUGGACAGUACAUGA